GAGAAGAGAACUUAUUCGAUCGUUUUUCGAACUAGCUCGGAACUACACAAAAAUACUCUUCAAGACAUGGAUGUAAGUAAAAUAUUAAUAAUACUUUCAACAUCAACUCUCAAAGAAUAAAAUACAGAAAUAUAUUCUAGGAUUAUAUGUUAUAGAAAAAAGAACCGCUAAUAAAGUUUCGAAUGCAUAUGAUUUGCAUGGUAUUAUCUUGUAAUACAAAAAGAAAAACACAUUAUGAGUAGAGAUAUGGCAGAUGAGUCCCAGUUUCGGUGCUGAAACUGGAAAUCAAUUUUAUAGUAACAUAUUCUAUUAUAUUUUAAGUAAAUUAUAGAUUAAAAAAAACGAGCAUUGAAGAAUUAUUUAAGAUGUGAUGUCAAUAAGUUCUCGAAUAGAUUUUAAUGGGCUAAAAUCAUAACCAAAAAAUAAGCUCUACUAUGUUUCGUGAUCAAGAAAACUUGUCCCUGAACAUUUCUACUCAUGACAUAUAUAAUCAAUCUUAUGUAACAUUUUUCUGUUCGACUUGUUGUAAAACACAUUGAGUUAUGUGUAAACAGUAUUUCUAAUGAAAAUAUUCAAUUACAAGUUUCAUUAUUCUAUGAAAAUCAGGCAGAAUCUAAAAACAUGUUGUAAGCCGUGUACCGAGCCGUGCACGUAGAAAGAGUAAAAGCAUGUGAAGAAAAAUAAUGUUUUGAUGAGCUUCUACUUGAGAUAACUGAACUUAGUUUGUGAAUUAUUUAUCUAUUAAAACAAUAACUAAAAAUGAAAAUUUUUAAUUACUAUCAAAAAUUAUGAAAACGUAAGGGAGAAAAUGGAUUGUUUUCAAUUUCAUAAUCAAAGAUAUCACAUUGCAAUUGAAAAUCAGCAAUCUGCUUUUCAUUUCGAUACAGUAUAUAUAACAAAAAGCUUGAUAUUCCGAGACAUUUUCUUCUAUCGAUAACAGAUGUCGACAGUCAUAUUAGACAUAAAAAUAAUUUGCCAAUAUGAUCUGAAAUGAAACUAAUCUAUUUUCUAUCUAUGAUAUUUCUAAAAACGUUAUGUGUUCUCUUUUCUUCGUUCUAGGCCAAUGAAAAAUUAUUGGAAUCAGCAAAACUACAACAGAUUAUAUUUGAAAUUUUAUUGAAUAAACUCUUUAAUAAAUCAAUCGAAGGUUUAAAUGAAACACUUCAUGAAGUUAAAGAUCUGCAAGAAACACAUUCAUGGUAUAAUUGUAAUCUAAUUCAAAUCCGUGGUCUUAAAGCGAAAAUAACUGAAAUUCAACAACAGUAUGAUUCAAUCAUUCGUAGUAUCUUGGAUGAAAUUGUAGCACAAAAAGAAUAUGCAAAAGAAAUACUUACAUACGCACUUGAUCAACUUGAAACAACAAUCGAUACACCUGAAAUAAAAGCUCAUAUAAAUCAAUUGAUGCAUCAGAUAGAUCAACUUGUUGACAAUAUGGCCUCACAAACCUUAUUGUUAUCAAUAUUCUCGGGCAUUGGCAUGUCCAGUACUAUUGCUUUAAUUAUCAGUUUGUUUGUUGGUGCAUCAGCAUUAGGUGCUUUUGCACUUGGAAUAGGAGUUAUUGGCAGUGGCAUAGCUAAUCAAGUCAUAUUUCGACGAAAACUAUGCGAAUUAGAUGAAAAAUUAAGAAACAAUAUUAAAAAAGUUGAAAAUAAAAAACAUGAACAAAUAAAAAAUCUUAAUGAAUAUUUCGAUGAUUUUGAAAAAAAAUUACGCUAUUAUUCAACUCAUAGUCAAACCUCAGUGAUAAAUAUUAUUUGGUAUGAUAAAAAAAUUCAAAAUGAUGAAAAUCAAAAGUAUAUUAAACAAUUAGAAAAUGAAUUUUCAACCGAACAAUAUCAAAUCUUACCAUAUAAUAAUAAAGAACAAACAAUUGAAUUAAUUAAAACUAAUAUUCAAAAUAAUUUAAUUCUAAUCACAUCAGGAUCAGCUGGAAAAGAAAUUAUUUCUGAAAAAGGAUAUUAUUUUCAUAUCAAAGGUAUAAUUAUAUUCUGUUCUUCAGUUGAAUAUCAUCGAACAUGGGCAAAACAAUAUAAAAAAGUUUUACUUAUCACAAAUCAAUUUUCUCAAGUUAUUCAAAAAAUAAAAGAUAUCGAAUGUGGUGAAAUUUAUUUUUUAAAUUUUGGUUUUGCAUAUGAAGAUAUUGCAUUAAAAUUAAAAAAUUUUAAUUAUUAUCUAUCAACAACACAAAAUAGUUUUAUUAUUCAAAACUUUUCUGAUAUUAAUUUAAAUAUCGAUUAUCAUAAAAAUAUUAUGAUAAAAUUACAUCGUUCAUUGAAAUCAAAAAAUAUUUAUUCACAACGUAUUCCAAAUCAUUUUCAACUUGAAAAUUUAAUGCAAUAUGCUGAAAAAUUUGUUGAAGCUUUAAAAAAAUCUGAACCAGUAAAACACAUCAUACAUCUAUAUACAGCUGCUGCACCUUAUUAUUAUAAAAUAAUUAAUGAUAUUCUUAAUUUAUUAGAUGAAGAAUUAAUUUUAUUAAUUCAAGAUUAUAUUAAAGCAUUACGAUAUGCUUUAUUGAUCUAUUCGGAUACAUCUAAUAGAAUACCACAUACAACAAAUGUUAAAUUAUAUCGAGAUUUAUGCUUAGCAAAAGCAAAUAGUUUUCAAGAAUUUUUGAAAAAAUUCAAUGUUAAUGAUAAAAUUGUUUUUCCAGCUUUUUUAUCAACAAGUUUAAAUCAAAAUGCAGCAAGAAUUUUUGCUGGUGAGAAAGGCGUUCUAUUAGACAUUUCUGCCGAUUGUACAAAAUCAAAUAAACCAAAAAGUAUCGGUGUAGAUUCACAAUUUACAAAUGAAGAUGAAGUUUUAUUAAAUUGUUUUAGUUUAUUAACAGUCAAAAAAAUUACAAAAAUAAAGGAUGAUUUAAUAUCGUACGAAUGCAAAUUAGAACUAUAUUAA
Rotaria sp. Silwood2 is the source of this 2895-nucleotide messenger RNA. Lineage: Eukaryota; Metazoa; Rotifera; Eurotatoria; Philodinida; Philodinidae. The record is from the annotation of a GenBank genome assembly.